Molecule: messenger RNA, 1205 nt
Organism: Peromyscus eremicus (cactus mouse)
Lineage: Eukaryota; Metazoa; Chordata; Mammalia; Rodentia; Cricetidae
Product: rho GTPase-activating protein 10-like
Exons: 13
Cellular component (GO): cytoplasm
Molecular function (GO): GTPase activator activity; protein binding
Source: RefSeq, a predicted model, not a curated record
UUGUUCUUUCUUCUUCUCCAGGCAUUAAGUGUUACUGAGACCCUGAUUAAACCCUUGGAAAAAUUCAGAAAGGAACAACUCGGAGCUGUAAAGGAAGAAAAGAAGAAGUUUGACAAAGAGACAGAAAAGAAUUACAGUCUAAUUGAUAAACACUUGACUCUCUCUGCCAAGAAGAAAGACUCACAUUUGCAAGAGGCAGAUCUCCAAGUGGAGCAGACGCGCCAGCACUUCUACGAACUCUCUCUUGAGUAUGUGUGCAAGCUGCAGGAAAUCCAGGAAAGAAAGAAGUUUGAGUUUGUGGAACUGAUGCUGUCCUUUUUUCAGGGAAUGUUUACUUUCUACCAUCAGGGGCAUGAACUUUCCAAAGACUUCAAUCACUACAAAAUGGAACUACAGAUCAACAUCCAGAAUACACGGAAUCGAUUUGAGGGAACCAGGUCAGAAGUGGAAGAACUUAUGAAUAAAAUCAGACAAAACCCCAAGGACCACAAGCGAGCAAGCCAGUUCACAGCAGAAGGCUACCUGUAUGUCCAGGAGAAAAGGCCGGCUCCAUUUGCGUCCAGCUGGGUCAAACACUAUUGCAUGUAUCGGAAAACAGCCAAGAAAUUCAACAUGAUCCCAUUUGAGCACAGGUCUGGGGGAAAACUGGGGGAUGGAGAGGUGUUCUUUUUGAAAGAAUGCACCAGAAGGUAUACCGACUCCAUUGACAGAAGGUUUUGCUUUGACAUUGAAGCUGCUGACAGACCUGGCGUCCCCUUGACUGUGCAGGCGUUUUCAGAAGAGGAGAGGAAGCAGUGGCUGGAAGCUCUGGGUGGAACAGAAGCUCUGUUCCAUACUUUGAAUAGAGCGAUCCUCCCGAGACCAGAAGGAGGAAGAGGAGGAGGAGGGUUCUUUUGUCAGGCUGUCCUGGAGCUCACAGAGACCUUCUGCCUCCCAAGUUACUGGGACUAAAGGUUGGAAUACACACUAAAGUAUGGUUUAUUGCUGGUAUGUUCAUGCUGGUGACGGUACAAGUAUCCUUCUGGGGGAUUCUGCAACACUUGGUGCAUUUCACACAACCUGAACUUCAAAAACCUAUUAUGAGGAUUCUUUGGAUGGUCCCAAUAUACAGUUUAGAUAGUUGGUUGGCCUUAAAAUUCCCCAAAGUUGGAAUAUAUGCCGAUACCUGUAGAGACUGCUAUGAAGCUUACCAUUUAUAACUUUAU